GCCGACUGAACGAACUCUCAUAAGGUGAAUACCUAGUUUGUUUGGUGGGGGUGCACCUGACUCAGAGGACAACCAUACGGAAGACCUGAUCUUAUCUCAGGAUUGACUUCCAAACACUCUUGGUAUGUGAGGAAGAAACCUGGAAGAGGAAGAGGAGAGCAAAGGAGUCAGGGAUGGCCCUUUCUCAGGGUCUAUUGACAUUCAGGGAUGUGGCCAUAGAAUUCUCUCAGGAGGAGUGGAAAUGCCUGGACCCUGCUCAGAGGACUCUAUACAGGGACGUGAUGUUGGAGAAUUAUAGGAACCUGGUCUCCCUGGAUAUCUCUUCCAGAUGCAUGGUGAAGGAGUUCUUGUCAGCUGCUCAAGGCAAGAGAGAAGAGUUCCAUACAGGAACGUUGGAAAGACAUGAAAGUCAUCACAUUGGACACUUUUGCUUUCAGGAAAUUGAUAAAGAUAUUCGUAACUUAGAGUUUCAGUGGCAAGAAGAUGAAAGAAAUAGCCAUGAAGCACCCACGACAGAAAUCAAAAAGUUGACUGGUAGUACAGACCGAUAUGAUCAAAGGCAUUUUGGAAACAAGCCUAUUAAAGAUCAGCUUGGAUCAAGCUUUCAUUCACAUCUGCCUGAACUCCACAUAUUUCAGACCCAAGGGAAAAUUGAUAAUCAAGUUGAGAAGUCUAUCAACAAUGCUUCCUUAAUUUCAACAGCCCAAAGAAUUUCUUGUAGGCCCAAAACCCAUAUUUCUAAUAAUUAUGGGAAUAAUUUCCUGAAUCAUUUGUUACUCACACAAAAACAGGAGGUACACGUGAGAAAAAAGUCUUUCCAAUGUAAUGAGAGUGGCACAGCCUUUAAUUAUAGCUCACUCUUAAGGAAACAUCAGAUAAUCCAUUUAGGAGAGAAACAAUAUAAAUGUGAUGUAUGUGGCAAGGUCUUUAAUCGGAAGCGAAACCUAGCAUGCCAUCAUAGAUGUCACACUGGUGAGAAACCUUACAGGUGUAAUGAGUGUGGCAAGACCUUCAGUCAGACGUAUUCCCUUACAUGCCAUCAUAGACUUCAUACUGGAGAGAAACCUUACAAAUGUGAAGAAUGUGACAAAGCUUUCAGUUUCAAAUCAAACCUUAAAAGACAUAGGAGAAUUCAUGCUGGAGAGAAACCAUACAAGUGUAAUGAAUGCGGCAAGACCUUUAGUCAGACGUCAUCCCUUACAUGCCAUCGUAGACUUCAUACUGGAGAGAAACCUUACAAGUGUAAUGAGUGUGGCAAGACCUUUAGUCGAAAGUCAUCCCUUACUUGCCAUCGUAGACUUCAUACUGGAGAGAAACCUUAUAAGUGUGAUGAGUGUGGCAAGACCUUUAGUCAGGAGUUAACCCUUAAAUGCCAUCGUAGACUUCAUACUGGAGAGAAACCUUACAAGUGUAAUGAGUGUGGCAAGACGUUCCGUCGAAUUUCAGCCCUUGUAAUUCAUACGGCAAUUCAUACUGGAGAGAAACCUUACAAGUGUAAUGAAUGUGGCAAGGGUUUUAAUAGAAAAUCACACCUUGCAUGUCAUCAUAGACUUCAUACUGGAGAGAAACCUUACAAGUGUAAUGAAUGUGGCAAGGUUUUUAAUCGAAAAACACACCUUGCACAUCAUCAUAGACUUCAUACUGGAGAUAAACCUUACAAGUGUAACGAAUGUGGCAAGGUUUUUAAUCAAAAAGCACACCUUGCACGUCAUCAUAGACUUCAUACUGGAGAGAAACCCUACAAGUGUAAUGAAUGUGGCAAGGUUUUUAAUCAAAAAGCAAACCUUGCACGUCAUCAUAGACUUCAUACUGGAGAGAAACCUUACAAGUUUAAUGAGCGUGGCAAAGUUUUUAAUUGAAAAGCAAAGCUUUCACAUCAUCCUACAAUUCAUACUGGAGAGAAACCUUACAAGUGCAAUGAGAAACUUUACUAACGUAAUGAUUGUCAUCAAGUCUUCAGUAACGCUACAACCGUUGCAAAUCAUUGGAGAACCCAUAAGGAAGAGCGAUCAUACAAGUGUAAUAAUGGCAAAUUAUUCAGACAUCAUCCAUACCUUGCAGUUCAUUGGCAAACUCAUACUGGAGAGAAACCUUACAAAUGUCAUGACUGAGGCAAGGUCUUCAGUCAAACUUCAUCCUAUGCAAAACAUGGGAGAAUCCAUACAGGAGAGAAACCUCACAAGUGUAACGACUGUGGGAAGGCCUUUAGUCGUGGCUAUCAGCUUAGUCAACAUCAGAAAAUCCAUACUGGCGAGAAACCUUAUGAAUGCAAAGAAUGUAAGAAGGCCUUCCGUUGGGGCAAUCAGCUUACCCAACAUCAAAAAAUUCAUACUGGGGAGAAGCCCUACGAAUGUAAAGACUGUGGGAAGGCUUUUCGAUGGGGCUCAAGCCUCGUUAUUCAUAAGAGAAUUCAUACUGGUGAAAAACCCUAUGAAUGUAAAGACUGUGGAAAGGCCUUUCGGCGUGGUGAUGAGCUCACUCAGCACCAGAGAUUCCACACUGGGGAGAAAGACUACGAAUGCAAAGACUGUGGGAAGACCUUCAGCCGUGUGUACAAACUCAUUCAGCACAAGCGAAUUCAUAGCGGGGAGAAGCCUUACGAGUGUAAAGACUGUGGGAAGGCCUUUAUUUGUGGUUCAAGCCUCAUUCAGCAUAAAAGAAUUCACACAGGUGAGAAACCCUAUGAAUGUCAAGAGUGUGGGAAGGCCUUUACUCGAGUCAAUUACCUUACUCAGCAUCAGAAGAUCCACACUGGUGAGAAGCCUCACGAAUGUAAGGAAUGUGGGAAGGCCUUUCGCUGGGGUUCGAGCCUCGUUAAGCACGAGAGGAUACAUACGGGCGAGAAGCCAUACAAAUGCACAGAAUGUGGGAAGGCCUUCAAUUGUGGCUAUCACCUCACUCAGCACGAGAGAAUCCACACGGGCGAAACCCCGUAUAAAUGUAAGGAGUGUGGGAAGGCUUUCAUUUAUGGGUCGAGCCUCGUGAAACAUGAGAGAAUUCAUACCGGGGUGAAACCCUAUGGGUGUACAGAAUGUGGGAAGAGCUUUAGUCAUGGCCAUCAGCUUACACAACAUCAGAAAACGCACAGUGGGGCAAAAUCCUACGAAUGUAAGGAGUGCGGGAAGGCGUGUAACCACCUAAACCAUCUCCGAGAACAUCAGAGGAUCCACAACAGUUGAAGAGCCUUUUGAACACAGUAGCCCGCUUGUAUCUAUGGUUUCGCUUUCCACAGUCUGUUAUCUGCAGUCAACUGCAGUUCAAAAAUAUUAAAUGGAAAAUUCCAGAAAUAAAGAAUUUGUAAGUCUCAAAUGGUGUGCCCUUCUGAGUAGCGUGAUGAAAUCUCUCGCUGUCCAGCUCCAGCCGGCCAGGGAUGUGACUCAUCCCUUGGUCCAGCACAUCCACGCUGUAUACGCUACCCACCCUGCUAGUGACUUAGUAGCCGUCUUGGUGAUCGGAUCAACUAUCAUAGCAUCACAGUGCUUGUGCUCAAGCAAUCCUUACUUUGCUUAACGGUGGCCCUAGAGAGCAAUAGUAGUGAUGCUGGUGAUUCGGAUAUGCCAAAGAGAAGCCACAGAGUGCUUCCUUUUAAGGGAAAAGGUGAAAGUUCUCAACUUAAAAAAGAAAAGAAAAAAAUUAUGUACUGAGGUUGCUAAGAUCUACAUGACAAUAAGAUAUUUUGGGAGAGAGAUACAUUCACAUAAUUUUAUUACAUAUAUUGUUAGAAUUGUUCUAUUUUGUUAGUUAUUGUUGGUAAUCUCUUACUGUGCCUAAUUUAUAAAUUAAACUUUAGAUAUGUAUGUACAGGAAAAAAUGUAGUAUAUAGUAUCGUAUAUAUGUACAGGAAAAAAAUGUACUAUCUGUGGUUUCAGGUAUCCACUGGGGGUCUUGGAAUGUACCCCCCUCAGGUGAGAGGGGACUGCUGUACAAAGAAUGUAGGAAGGCCUCUAGACUACAUCUAUUCCUUCCUCAACACAAGGAAAAUUCAUGGUACAGUUUAACAUAAGAAAGCCUUCACUGCUCACUGUCUUUUUUGGUUUUUUUUUGUUUUUGUUUUGUUUUGAGACAGAGUCUCACUCUUGCCCAGGCUGGAGUGCAGUGGCAUGAUCUUAGCUCACUGCAACCUCCACCUCCCAGGUUCCAGCAAUUCUCUUGCCUCAGCCUUCCUGGUAGCUGGGAUUACAGGCAUGCACCACCCACACCUGGCUAAUUUUUGUAUUUUUAGUACAGACAGUUUUCACCAUGUUGUCCAGGCUGGUCUCAAACUCCUGACCUCAGGUGAUCCACCCACCUUGCCCUCCCAAAGUGCUAGGAUUAUAGGCAUGAGCCACUGCACCUAGCCCACUGAUCACUCUUCUGCUUACAGAAUAUCAGAAGUCAUUCUAGAGGCAAAUUUGAAGAGUGGAAAAAUCACUUUUUCUUAAUGAUCUUGUUUUUGGUGUAGAUGUUUUUGUUGUGUGGGUUAGUUUAAUGAAUACAUAAAGACUACCAGUACCAUUCUGUCUUUACUCCGUGGCAUCUGUGGAAUAACCCUGCUAAUGUAACACGUGAGAAAGCCUUAGUCAUGUCACCCACUCUACCAGUUUUCCCCACCAUCCCCCGCCCUCCUCCCUGUGAGACACUGGGCCAAAGGCUCACUACCCCUGUGCAUUGUCCGGCACACAGACACUAUGUGCAUUAUUUGUACAUAAGGAUAAUCACAUCUACCCGAGACUGCGAUCAUGGAAAUUAAAUGUUUGGUACAUGUAAAGUCUUUGAAAGUAUAACCGGAAUAUUGUGUAAUUUCAAUAAAUAUUAACUACUGUUGUUUUUAUGAUCAUUACCACCAUUUGUGUUGCCAUUAGUGAAUUUUUACAAGAAAACCCCCUGUGGGUGCAAUGAGUCUGGAAAAGACCAUUGAGUCUUCUAGAAGAAAACAUUAAGAGAUUAUUGGCACAACCGUGGGUUACGCCAUGAUGUCUUAAUACACAAAACACAGCAAACAUAAAAAGUUGUUACACUUCAUCAAAAGUACAAAGUUCUGUUCAUCAAAUGAUGCUGUUAAGAUAGGGAAAAGACAAGAAACAGGACUGGAAGAAGGUGUUUGCUCUACGGUACACCUGACAAAGGAACUCUCACAGAAAAUAUAAAGAAUCCCUCAAGUUGAAAAAAAAUCCAUUUAAAGGGGAGAAAACUUCAGCACGUCUCAGCAGAAGACCACCAAAUGGCCAAUAAGUAAGUGAAAAUGUAUUCAAUGUCUUUGCUCCUCAAGGAAUUGUAGAGUAAAACCAGAAUGUGCUGUCACUCUAGACAGUCACCAGGAUGAUUCAAUUUAAAUCCCAAUAACAAGGUUGAUUUCAGAUGUCUCACCACAAAGAAGAAGGAUAAGGGAGCGAGGUGAUGGAUAUAUUAAUUAGCUUGAUUUAAUCCUUCCACAUUGUAUACAUGUAUCAGAACAUCACAUUGUACUCCAUCAAUAUAAUACAAUUAUUAUUUGUCAAUCAAAUAUUAAUAAAUAAAAUCAAAGAUGA
This is a messenger RNA of Symphalangus syndactylus (siamang), 5507 nucleotides long. Its product is annotated as zinc finger protein 813-like. Gene Ontology annotation, biological process: regulation of DNA-templated transcription. The record is from RefSeq and is a predicted model, not a curated record. Lineage: Eukaryota; Metazoa; Chordata; Mammalia; Primates; Hylobatidae.